GUGGUGCACAGGGCAGAGAUUAAUAUAAAGCCAUGGCAUAUUUUGUUGGGAGGGUUGAAAGAAGGCACUACGAGGAUACCAUGGCUGAACAGAGAGCCUUAUGCUUACUGGAAAGGUAAUCCAGCUGUUGCUGAAACCAGACAAGAUCUCAUGAAAUGCAAUGUUUCUGAAAAUCAAGAUUGGAAUGCUCGUUUAUUUGCCCAGGAUUGGUUUCGAGAAUCACAAGAGGGGUUCAACAAAUCAGACUUGCCAAGUCAAUGCACUUAUAGAUAUAAGGUGUACAUUGAAGGUUCUGCUUGGUCAGUCAGUCAAAAAUACAUUCUGUCAUGUGACUCUACCACUCUACGUGUACGACUACAUGUUUCAUCUCCUGAAUUCAUAUGCUAAACUCUUCAGAUACAAACCCUCCAUAAGUGCUAAUGCUACAGAACUAUCUGUGGAGUCAAUGGUUUGUGGAGCAGAAGGAUCAGUAAAGAAAUUUAUGAUGGAAUCAUUGGUCAAGGUUCCUGCAAAUGGUAAUAUAUAGGUAGUAUUUGAGUUAAGCUCAU
Molecule: messenger RNA, 548 nt
Organism: Glycine soja
Lineage: Eukaryota; Viridiplantae; Streptophyta; Magnoliopsida; Fabales; Fabaceae
Exons: 3
Coding region: 161-526 (121 amino acids)
Source: RefSeq, a predicted model, not a curated record